CAAGAACUGUUGACUCCACUAAAUCGGACGUGGAUCCGUUUAUGGAUCAUUCUGUGGAUUUAACCACCUUGCCGUGUGCAGUGGACCCUCGGAUCUUCCAAUUUAACCUGAAGUUUCAAGGAAAACACGCCAAACUAAGAUGAAGAAUGUCCUCACAAAGAAACGUAUCGCCCUCGCCAGUUUGGGUCCAAAAUGGCUGUUGAAGUAUACCAACUUGUCGGAAUACCUACUCAGACUUCUUCUGUCCAGGCCCCAGGCAGCGCAGAAGAAGAAGAACAAGCACGCGGCUCGGACCGAAGCGUCCAAGUGGUGGCAAAAAAGGCAAAAGAAAGAAGGGGAAAGUUAAGGGUCUGUGGUACUGAAGUGGAGAGGACGUCGUGGGAAGUAGGAGGACCGCGACCACCCUGCAGAACUCGCUCUUCCCCGGAUGGUGAACUCCUCGCCUCCUGCCCCGGAUGCUGGACCCCAGCGGUCGUCAUGGAAACGCUCCCCUUGGCCUGGUCCAACCAGUCGACGGUCUCCCUCCCCAUCUUCAACGCCAGCUGCCGCUUUGACGAGGAGUUCAAGUACGUCCUCCUCCCCGUCUCCUACGGCCUGGUGUUCGUGCUGGGCUUCCUCCUCAACGCCACCGCCUUGUGGACCUUCGCCAAGAUGCGCCCGUGGAACCCCAGCGUGGUCUUCAUGUUCCACCUGGCGCUCACCGACUUCCUGUACGUGCUGUCGCUGCCCACGCUGGUCUACUACUACGCCAACCGCAGCCACUGGCCCUUCGGCGUGGCGGCGUGCAAAAUAGUGCGCUUCCUCUUCUACGCCAACCUGUACUGCAGCAUCCUGCUGCUCACCUGCAUCAGCGCGCACCGCUACCUGGGCAUCUGUCACCCCAUCAAGGCGCUCACCUUGGUCAAGUCCCGCCACGCUCACAUGGCGUGCGGCGCCGUGUGGGCCGUGGUGGCUGUCUGCCUGGUGCCCAACCUCGUCUUCGUCACCACCUCUAGGCGGGACAACGACACCAUCUGCCACGACACCACCAGCCAGGACUCCUUCGAGGAGUACGUGGACUACAGCUCGGUCGUAAUGACGCUGCUCUUCGGCGUCCCCUUCCUGGUCAUCGUGGCGUGCUACUGCCUGAUGGCGCGGGCCUUGUGCCGACCCAGACAGGGCCUGGCGGGCACCGCCUCCCGGCAGAAAUCCAUCAAGCUCAUCAUCGUGGUCUUGGUCGUGUUCGCCGUCAGCUUCGUCCCCUUCCACAUAACGCGAACUCUCUACUACACCGCCCGGGUUCUGGACCUGGACUGCAGAGUCCUCAACAUUGUCAACUUCACCUACAAGAUCACCCGCCCGCUCGCCAGCGUCAACAGCUGCAUCGACCCCGUCUUGUACCUCCUGGCCGGCGACCACUACCGCUCCAAGCUGGUCUACGCCCUGACGGGACGUAGGCAGGCCACCAGAAGUCAAGCCCCCUCUGAGGCUCCGCUCAACAGGAACACGAACCUGGCUCUGGUCUAUAAGAACCUGAACAGCAGUAGCCCAAAGACAGACGGAGGAAUCUCAAACUAAACACUAAGCUGGUCUACGCCCUGACGGGACAGAGUCAGGCUGCCAGGAGUCAGGCGCCCUCUGAGGCUCCGCUCAACAGGAACUCAAACCUGGCUCUGGUCUACAAGAACCUGAACAGCAGUAGCCCGAAGAUAGACCAAGGAAUCUCACACUAAAGACUAAGCUGGUCUACGCCAUGACAGGACAGAGGCAGGCCGCCAGGAGUCAAGCGCCCUAUGAGGCUCCGCUCAACAGGAACUCACACCUGGCUCUGGUCUUCAAGAACCUGAACAGCAGCAGCCCAAAGAUCAACCGAGGAAUCUCAAACGAAACACUAAGCUGGUCUAUGCCCUGACCACUAGGACUCAAGCGCCCUCUGAGGCUCCGCCCAACAGGAACUCAAACCUGGUUCGGGUCUAUAAGAACCUGAACAGCAGUAGCCCAAAGAUAUACUGAGGAAUCUCAAACUAAAGUCUAAGUUGGUCUACGCAACUGACAGGACCGAGGCAGGCCACCAAGAGUCAGGCGCCCUCUGAGGCUCGGCCCAACAGGAACUCAAACCUGGCUCUGGUCUACAAGAACCUGAACAGCAGUAGCCCAAAGAUAGACCAAGGAAUCUCAAACUAAAGACUAAGCUGGUCUACGCCCUGACGGGACAGAGGGAGGCCAACAAGAGUCAAGCGCCCUCUGUGUUUCUGCUCAAAAAGGAACUCAAAACUGGCUCUGGUCUAUAAAUACCUGAACAGCAGCAGCCCAAAGAAAGACAGAGGAAUCUCUAACUAAACAUUAAGCUGGUCUACGCCCUGACAGGACAGAGGCAGGCCACCAGGAGUCAGGCGCCCUCUGAGGCUCUGCCCAACAGGAACUCAAACCUGGCUCUGGUCUACAAGAACCUGAACAGCAGUAGCCAAAAGAUAGACCAAGGAAUCUCAAACUAAAGACUAAGCUGGUCUAUGCCCUGACGGGACAGAGGCAGGCCACCAGGACUCAAGCGCCCUCUGAGGCUUCUCCCUACAGGAACUCAAACCUGGCUCUGGACUACAAGAACCUGAACAGCAGUAGCCCAAAGAUAGACAGAGGAUUCUCAAACUAAACACUAAGUUAGCCUACGCCCUGGUAACUAGGUCUCAAGCGCCCUCUGAGGCUCCACCCAACAGGAACUUGAACCUGGCUCUGGUGUACAAGAACCUGAACAACAGUAGCCCAAAGAUGGGCCGAGGAAUCUCAAACUAAAGACUAAGCUGGUCUACGCCCUGACAGGACAGAGGCAGGCCACCAGGUGUCAAGCGCCCUCUGAGGCUCCGCCCAACAGGAACUCAAACCUGGCUCUGGUCUAUAAGAAACUGAACAGCAGCAGCCCAAAAAUAGGCAGAGGAAUCUCAAACUAAACACUAAACUGGUCUACGCCCUGACGUGAAGGAGGCAGGCCGUCAGGAGUCAGGCACCCUCUGAGGCUUUGCCCAACAGGAACUCAAACCUAGCUCUUGUCUAUAAGAACCUGAACAGCGGUAGAUGGAUUGAGGAAUUUCAAACUAAACACAGUUUUUGGUAUUUGCGCUGACUAUUCAUUCAAGUCUUGUGACCUUGUUAGUCCGGAGACACUGGCAGCCCACUCAGAUACACUGGUGUCCAAAGUCUUUGCCCCUGUUCACACUGCAGGUCAAUUCCCAGUUCCCAUAUUGCGACCAGUACCGGAUUUUUUCAUGUCCGUUCCGAACGUUUUAUAUCCAACCCAGGUAUGUGGAAAUAAAUCGGAUACAUCUACAAUGCGUCCUGGAUGUGAACGUUCAUCUGAACGAGGAUGUUGUAGUCGUAAUGAUUUGUGCAGUCCUUUAAGACAUUUGUGAUUUGGGGCUAUAUAAAUAAACAUUGAUUGAUUGAUUGAUUGAACAGAACGCAGGACUCGAACAGACGCUGGCUUUUGAACUUUGCGCCUAUAACAAGCCAGGUGGUUCUUAUCCUCUUUGGUCCGGAGGACACGACGUCCACAGUUUCCAAAAACAAUUUGAAACGUGGACUCGUCAGACCACAGGACAAUUUUACACUUCGCAUCAGUCCAUCUUAGAUGAGCUCAGGCCGAGUGGAGCUGGCAGCGUUUCUUGGUGUUGUUGAUAAAUGGCUUCGACUCUGCAUUGUAGAGUUUUAACAUGCACUUACAGAUGUAGCGACCAACUGUAGUUACUGACAGUGGUUUUCUGAAGUGUUCCUGAGCCCAUGUGGUGAUAUCCUUUACACACUGAUGUCGCUUUUUGAUGCAGUACCGCCUGAGGGAUCGAAGGUCACGGGCAUUGAAUGUUACAUGCAGUGAUUUCUCCAGAUUUUCUGAACCUUUUGAUGAUAUUACAGAGCGUAGAUGGUGAAAUCCCUAAAUUCCUUGCAAUAGCUCGUUGAGAAAUGUUGCUCUCAAACAAUUCGCUCACGCAUUUGUUCAAAAAGUGGUGACCCUCGCCCCGUCUUUGUUUGUGAAUGUCCGAGCAUUUCAUGGAAGCUGCUUUUAUACCCAAUCAUGGCACCCACCUGUUCACAAUGAGCCUGUUCACCUGUGGGAUGUUCCAAAUAAGUGUUUGAUGAGCAUUCCUCAACUUUCUCAGUCUUUUUUACCACUUGUGCCAGCUUUUUUGAAACACGUCGCUGGCAUCCAUUCGAUAAUUAACUACUAUUUGCAAAAAAUAACCAGUGUGUACGUUAAAGAUAUUGUCUUUGCAGUCUAUUCAAUUGAAUAUAAGUUGAAAAGGAUUUGCAUAUCAUUGUAUUCUCUUUUUAUUUACCAUUUACACAACAUGACAACUUCAUUGGUUUUGGGGUUUGUAAUGCCGUCUAGUUUUUUUAUUACGGAAAAAACAUAAUUUGUUAUUUAUUAAUACAUUUUAGACGACAGGAAAUCAGGUGCAUGCGCACUAGUUUGGCUUGAUGAUCACGGCGGACUAACUACACGGCCUUCGCUCCGGAGAUUUCCCCUCGGAAUAAAACGGAGCCAAGCCCGACAGCACAUCACUGCAUAUCAUUACUCAAUUAAUGUUUAAUUUGGCAACAGUUAAUGUCAACUUAUUAAGUAUUUAACAUUAAUAUCGUGGAAUGCUGACAAUUUUGACUGGACUUAUAUCCAUCUACAGGAGGACACGGGCCUUGGACUUGUUGUAGUUUCCAAUAAAGAGGCAUUAAAAACUAUUAGAUCAGAUUUGCUGCUGCCUGCAGGAACCCUGACUAUAUUUGUCUGCUCAAAACUUGGCAACAGUUCUUUUUAAAGUCCCGUCAGGGUUUAUUUUGAGGUGAAAUUUGCCUCCAGUCUGGCGUAUGCAUCGGCCUGAUCACUGACCGCAUGACAACCAUUCAUGUAACCAUCCGCUGUUAGAGGAGCACGCACGCAUGAUUCAUCCACACACUGUAUAUACAUGAUUAAUGCAAUAUUUAUUGUGAAUAAUCACACAAGUCAAAACUGAACUGACACUUUUUUUAAAUUUGAUUAAAAUCAUUCACAAUCGU
Messenger RNA from Nerophis ophidion (straightnose pipefish), 5019 nucleotides. Its product is annotated as P2Y purinoceptor 4-like. Gene Ontology annotation, molecular function: G protein-coupled UTP receptor activity; G protein-coupled purinergic nucleotide receptor activity. Gene Ontology annotation, biological process: transepithelial chloride transport; G protein-coupled receptor signaling pathway. Bases 193 to 1557 code for a protein of 454 amino acids. Gene Ontology annotation, cellular component: plasma membrane. The record is from RefSeq and is a predicted model, not a curated record. The transcript is spliced from 4 exons. NCBI's taxonomy places the organism in Eukaryota, Metazoa, Chordata, Actinopteri, Syngnathiformes, Syngnathidae.